Haplochromis burtoni (Burton's mouthbrooder) is the source of this 2591-nucleotide messenger RNA. It is a transcript of the gene hoxa1a, whose product is annotated as homeobox A1a. Lineage: Eukaryota; Metazoa; Chordata; Actinopteri; Cichliformes; Cichlidae. The record is from RefSeq and is a predicted model, not a curated record. The transcript is spliced from 2 exons. Gene Ontology annotation, molecular function: DNA-binding transcription factor activity, RNA polymerase II-specific; RNA polymerase II cis-regulatory region sequence-specific DNA binding. Gene Ontology annotation, cellular component: nucleus. Bases 509 to 1486 code for a protein of 325 amino acids. Gene Ontology annotation, biological process: regulation of transcription by RNA polymerase II.
UCUGUUCCAAAAAUACCUACCUGAGGUCAGAGUGCUAGGUCGUCCUCAUGGCGAGGGUGCAGAGGGACAAACGUUAAUCUCUCUCUGUGGUCGUGGAAGAGCGCACAGUGGAGCUUAGAAGAAACAGUUUUAACAGUGGCCCCGCUCUUCAUGCGACCCCGAAGCUGUCCACCGCUGUCUGCCUCGCAGCUCAUUGUUUGCUCGGCCAAUACAUUAGUGGCGACGCGCGUCACCUUGAUCGACGAGUGCUUGGAAUUUAAAUAGCCCCUCAAACACCAAUCUGUCACCAGCUAAAGGGAUAAGGACAAGUACCUCACUGGCUGACCCGGGCCCACGUGACAGAACCCGUUCAUUGAUAUCGGCCCGUGCGACCCCCUCCCUUCUCUGAUAAGACCUAGUAUAGGUAAAGAUUGGCACGGUCACUCGGGGUAAGAGGGGAGAAAGGAAGACAUCAGGGGGUUGUCUGUGCAGAGGACGGUCCCUCGUUCCGGUUAGAAAAAAUGCUACAAUGAGCAGUUUCUUAGACUACACGGUGAUGAGCGGGGAAGGUGGCUCAUGCACUGUUAGGGCUUUUCACUCGGACCACGGGAUUACAACUUUCCAGUCGUGCGGGGCCACUGUUAACAACUGCGGGGUGGAUGACCAUUUCAUGGUGAGCAGAGCUUCUCCUGACUGCGUCUCUCACCAGACGGGGUCGUACCAAUCUAAUGCCAGCUCUCUAAGUCUCCCCUAUGGGGCCCACCCGGCCUGCAGCUCUAACUAUGGACCCCAAAGUUUCUGCACUACAUAUAACCACCAUGCCCUCGCCCAGGAAGUAGACACCGCAGCUGCGUUCCCUCAGUGCGGCCCACUGAUGUACUCUGGUAACAUUUCCUCCUCCAUGGUUUCUCAGCAUCGCCAUGGUUACAGUGCCGCCCCCCUGGGUCAACUGCAGUAUAGCCACACUGCCUACAGCGGCGGGCACGAGCAAGCGCCCCCUUAUCCAGGGUGUUCAAACCCGCUGUCACCUCUGCAUGCAGCUCAUCUGGAGGCUUGCUGUUCACCUCUGUCUGAGGGCGCAUCGUCUGCACAGACUUUUGACUGGAUGAAAGUUAAGAGGAAUCCACCAAAAACAGGGAGGUCUGGUGAGUAUGGCUAUGCUGGUCAGCCGAAUACGGUCCGGACCAACUUCACAACCAAACAGCUGACGGAACUAGAGAAGGAAUUCCACUUCAACAAGUACCUGACCCGGGCGCGCCGUGUAGAAAUUGCAGCCGCGCUGCAACUCAAUGAGACUCAGGUGAAAAUUUGGUUCCAGAACCGGAGGAUGAAGCAGAAAAAGCGAGAGAAAGAAGGGCUGCUGCCAGCCAAACUUACAUCCUCGGACAGCAGUCAGGAGAAAAUGGACGAUGCAGCAUCCGAGAAAUCUAUCUCAGCCCCAUCUACUCCUUCUCCCACAUCCUCCACUGUGUCUUCCACGGGGCCUGAUCCUUUCGCCUCCAACUGAGGGUCAAGUGACCCCUUUACUUCUAUGGGUCAAGGCGGCCUGUGUAUACCAAAUUCCAUACAAGUGUAUCAAAGGCAAAAAUUUGUUAAUGGAUGACAGUUGUGCCCAUACAUGAUGUGAACAAUGCACUAUUGGGGAACUCACGGACCACUUCUGGACCAUAUUCGUUUUAUAUUGUGUGUUGUGUUUGCAAGAUCUAUAGCCUUGCCGCCCUGUGCAUUGGUUAAAAUCUGUCCAUUCGCUUUUGAAAUUGCAAUUCGCCAAAAUUAUGCUGUGCAAGGGACACUCAGCGCCAUCUUUAAGUCUGCCUCUGAAGAGGCAAGUAUCACAAAUCUGCACUCACAAAUACCUCAGAUUUGCCAAACUUGUGCACCCCAGCCAGUCUGAUUGCACCGGAUGCCAUCAAUUAGGCAUCACACAAUCAACGAGAUAACCUCGGUUAUCAAAUCGUUAAUGAGUACACUGUUCCAGUAGCCACUUAAACACUGUCUCUUCUGUGUUUCAGGUCUGUGUGUGUCAACUGUUUGUCUGUUGCGUGAGGUUUGCAUGAUGCGUAAUGCUUUCAUGUAUUAUUGAGGAGCUGAGUUUUAUCAGUUGCAGAAUCGGUCAUUUUAUGGCUUUGUACGUUUGAAGCUUUAACCUGCUAGCUGUUAAAUCGAGUGAAGCACACAACUGUUUGGUCCAGAGAGACGUUUACGGGUCAAUCAUGUGUAUUAAAGUGCGUUUACCUCUAAAGUUUUUUUUUCCUAUGUGUCAUUUCUAAGGGGGAGAGUGUGCUGCAGACUUUCGAUUCGUUGUCAUAUCAAAUGCUAGGGUUAAAAUUUUCCUAAACCCAGCAGACAGAAAAGCAAACCUGUGUUCAUUUCCAACCCCUGAGAAGCUGCACGCGUCUGCUUGACUCAACCCCAAAGUCUCUAAAUGUAUGCAGCCAUGCGCGCCACUGUCCCCGGGGUAAAGAUUUACUGGCAUAAGAAAGGCAUGUUUAUCCAGGGCAAAGAUGAGAGCGAGGACGUCAGCGUCAUCUGUGAUGACAACCUUAUCGAGCACUUGGCUUAUUGAAGGGACAAAAAGAAACUAUUGAUCAAAACAUCGAGGUUAGGCUAUU